AUGAGUCUCAGUUGGCUUCCCUGGCCGACUCGGCGCCUUCAUACUGCCGUUCAAAGCGAAACAACAUGGGGCUAUGUUAUCUAUCGCACGACCUACACACCUGAAUCGGACACUGCAUUCCCCCGUGUUGUUGAUUUACUUGACUCCUACAUCAAACACGGACUCUACUCGGAAUGCACUUCUUCACAAAACAAUACUUCGAGGCAUACAGAUCCAACACCAUAUCAUGAAAUCUGGGCCCGACACAAUUCGGUCAUCAUGAAUGAUCGCGCAAAAUUCAAUGGCGCAUCAGCAGACACCAUUCAAACGCAUUUCAAAUCUUGGUCUCGUGUACAGGAGAAGCAGGGGAACUCAACUGCUUAUCGAAUGUGCAUGGUGAUAGACGAAAGGUCAUUACAGGGCUUGUUGAAUUUCCCGCCUCCAGGAGAGGACUCGGAUGAAAAGCAAAUCCAUCCAAUCCAGUAUGUGACAGUAAUUGAAACAUCUUCCGACAGCGACGAUGAAUACGAUAGCUUUAUGGGCGGAUGA
Penicillium canariense is the source of this 528-nucleotide messenger RNA. RefSeq lists its product as uncharacterized. The record is from RefSeq and is a predicted model, not a curated record. The coding region runs from base 1 to 528 and encodes 175 amino acids. The transcript has a single exon. Lineage: Eukaryota; Fungi; Ascomycota; Eurotiomycetes; Eurotiales; Aspergillaceae.